ACAAUUUUAGUUGAAAAAAGAAAUAAAUAAAAAUAUGAAACUUGAGAUUGUAAAUUUGGUAAAAAUAAUGCAUAAAAAAAUAUGAUGUUAUAAUUAAUAAUGAUAGAUAAAUCAGAUGUGAGAUGACGAUGGUUACGAUGAAGAUGAUGAUGAUGAUGAUGAUGAUUAUGACAAUGAGUAAAAUAACAAAAUGUCACGAGACGUAAAAUACAGUGUUAAAUAUGUAAGAGACGGAAUUUUUCUUUACCGUCUCAUUGGUAAGAUGUAACAGUGAUACUAUUUAAGUUGGAUUAGAUAGAAUAUGAAUGCUGAGACGGAUACACUUGAGCUCGAGGUUUUCGAGGUUCGAGGUGAUGGUGAUGAUGUCAGGCCUACAAAAUCAACAAUAAAUUAUCGUGAAAUAAAAAAAUCAAAAAAACGUCCACAUGAUAUUGAUAAAAGAAAAUUAAAUAAUGAAAAUAAAAAUCCAUUCAAAAAAAAUAAAAAAGAUAAAAAAUAUCAUAAAAAAAUUGAUAAACAAGGAUCAUCAAGUGGACUUGUUGUUGGUAAUUUUCCAUCAUCAUCAAAGGAUAUUGAUAAUCAAACUGGUGAAUGUUCAAAACGUGAUUCAUCAUGUAGUAUUGGUGGUACAAAUAAUCGUCAUGUCAGAUUACGUGAAUCCCUAUUAACAGUAUUGGGUAAAUUAGUUGUAUGGAAAGGUACCAGAUAUCGUCCAACAUCAACAACAACAACAACAACAACACAAAAUUCACCACCACCAACUGAAUGUAUUGGUAGAAGUACUGUUUUUUUUUCUAGUGAGACAGAGAGGAGAAUUCGAGCAAAUAAUCGGGGCUAUAACUCACAAUUUAAAUAUGCGAAUAAUUAUAUCAAAACGUCCAAGUACUCGGUUCUGACUUUCCUGCCAUUAAAUUUGUUUGAGCAAUUUCAACGACUUGCAAAUUUUUACUUCCUGUGUCUGUUGGUGCUUCAAAUGAUACCUGCAAUAUCAUCACUUACCCCAAUCACAACAGCCAUACCUCUUAUUGGAGUGCUAACACUCACUGCCGUCAAAGAUGCCUAUGAUGAUUUUCAACGACACAGCAGUGAUUCACAAGUAAACAAUAGAAAAUCCCAGACUCUACGUGGUACAAAUUUAAUUGUUGAAAAAUGGUCACAAGUACAAGUUGGUGAUGUUAUUAGAAUGGAAAAUGAUCAAUUUGUUGCUGCUGAUGUAUUAUUAUUAUCAACAAGUGAACCAAAUGGCCUUUGUUAUAUUGAGACUGCUGAAUUAGAUGGUGAAACAAAUUUAAAAUGUCGUCAAUGUUUAGCUGAAACAUCGGAAAUGAUGGAUAAUAAUGAACUUAUUGGUAAAUUUGAUGGUGAAAUUGUUUGUGAAACACCAAAUAAUUUAUUAAAUAAAUUUGAUGGUAUAUUAACAUGGAAAGGAAACAAAUAUGCAUUGGAUAAUGAUAAAAUAAUAUUACGUGGUUGUGUUUUGAGAAAUACCCAAUGGUGCUAUGGUGUUGUUAUUUUUGCUGGCAAAGAUACAAAAUUAAUGCAAAAUUCAGGAAAAACAAAAUUUAAAAGAACUUGUAUUGAUAGAUUAUUGAAUCUUCUUAUUAUUGGAAUUGUAUUUUUUUUAUUAUCAUUGUGUGCAUUUUGCAUGAUUGGCUGUGGUAUAUGGGAAUACUUUAUUGGACGUUAUUUUCAAGUUUAUUUACCAUGGGAUACAUUAGUGCCAACAGAUCCAUUUGGUGGUGCAACAAUAAUUGCAGUACUUGUAUUUUUUUCUUAUUCAAUUGUAUUAAAUACUGUUGUGCCAAUAAGUCUUUAUGUUAGUGUUGAAGUUAUAAGAUUUGUACAAUCAUUUCUUAUUAAUUGGGAUGAAGAAAUGUAUUAUGCACCAUCAAAUACACAUGCACGUGCUAGAACAACAACACUUAAUGAAGAAUUGGGACAAAUUGAAUAUAUAUUUUCUGAUAAAACUGGUACAUUAACACAAAAUAUUAUGACAUUUAAUAAGUGUUCAGUUAAUGGAAAAAGUUAUGGUGAUGUACUUGAUGAAGUAACUGGUGAAGUCAUCGAUUUAUGUGAGACGGAUAAAAAAUUCAACAAGACAUCAAAGGUGAAAUGGAAAGCUGGUGAUGAUUUUAUACAACAUAUUAAUACAUCAAUAAAUGGGGUCAGUGAUAAGCUACUGGAACAAGAUGAUACAAUUGACAAGAAUAUUCCAAAAUCAAGCAUUCAAGUGGAUACUAAAUUCCCACAAUUAUCAUCAACACUUCGACCAUUAGAUUUUUCAUUUAACAAAGACUACGAGCCAGAAUUUAAAUUUUAUGAUUCUACAUUACUUGAUGCUGUAAAAAAAGAAAAUGAUGAAGUAUUUUUAUUUUUUCGUUUAUUGGCAUUGUGUCAUACUGUUAUGGCUGAAGAAAAAAAUGGUAAAAUUGAAUAUCAAGCACAAUCACCAGAUGAAUCAGCACUUGUAUCGGCAGCUAGAAAUUUUGGUUUUGUAUUUCGUGAACGUUCACCAAAUAGUAUAACAAUUGAAGUUAUGGGAAAACGUGAAAUUCAUGAAUUAUUAUGUAUUCUUGAUUUUAAUAAUAUUAGAAAAAGAAUGUCUGUUAUAUUAAGAAGAAAUGGUCAUAUUAGAUUAUAUUGUAAAGGUGCUGAUAAUGUUAUUUAUGAAAAAUUAAAAAAUAAUUCAAAUGAUAUUAUGCAAAAAACACAAGAACAUUUAAAUAAAUUUGCUGGUGAAGGUUUAAGAACACUUUGUUUAUCAUAUAAAGAUGUUGAUGAAAGUUUUUAUAAUGAUUGGAAACAACGACAUAUGGAAGUUGUUAUGACUGGUGGUGAAGAUAAAGAUGAUAAACUUGAUGCAAUUUAUGAAGAAAUUGAAAAAGAUAUGAUACUACUUGGUGCAACAGCUAUUGAAGAUAAACUUCAAGAUGGUGUACCACAAACAAUUGCUAAUUUAAGUCUUGCUGGUAUUAAACUUUGGGUUCUUACUGGUGAUAAACAAGAAACAGCAAUAAAUAUUGGUUAUUCUUGUCAAUUAUUAACUGAUGAUUUAACAGAUGUAUUUAUUGUUGAUGCAACAACAUAUGAUGCAGUUGAAACACAGCUAAAUCGUUUUCUUGAAACAAUUAAGACAGCAGCUAGUCAACAACACAGGCCAGCACUUUCAAUCGUCACAUUCAGGUGGGACAAAAAAAGUGAUACAGAGUAUAACAGAGAUGAACCUGAUGAACAUGAACCUGAUUAUUCAGCUGAUUUUGCAAUAGUCAUCAAUGGACACUCAUUGGUUUAUGCAUUAAAUCCAAAAAUGGAACAAUUAUUUAUUGAAGUUACAACUUCAUGUAAAUCCGUGAUAUGUUGUCGUGUUACACCACUUCAAAAAGCUAUUGUCGUUGAUUUGAUAAAAAGAAAUAAAAAUGCAGUUACUUUGGCUAUUGGUGAUGGUGCUAAUGAUGUGUCAAUGAUUAAAACAGCACAUGUUGGAGUUGGUAUAAGUGGUCAAGAAGGAUUACAAGCUGUUCUUGCAUCUGAUUAUUCAAUUGGACAAUUUAAAUUUCUUGAAAGAUUAUUACUUGUUCAUGGACGUUGGUCUUAUUAUAGAAUGUCAAAAUUUUUACGUUAUUUUUUUUAUAAAAAUUUUGCAUUCACAUUGUGUCAUAUAUGGUUUGCAUUUUUUUGUGGAUUUAGUGCACAGACCUUAUUUGAUCCAAUGUAUAUAUCAGUAUAUAAUUUAUUUUACACAUCAUUGCCAGUAUUGGCUGUUGGUGUACUUGAUCAAGAUGUUAAUGAUAAAAAUAGUUUACUUUAUCCAAAAUUAUAUACACCUGGAUUACAAAAUAUGUUAUUUAAUAAAAAAGAAUUUUGUUGGAGUGCUUUACAUGGAUUUUGGGCGAGUUGUGUACUUUUUUUAGUACCUUAUGGUACUUAUAGAGAUGGAUUAUCACCAAAAGGCUAUGUACUUUCUGAUCAUAUGUUACUGGGCAGUGUGGUAGCUUCAAUAUUAGUUGUUGUUGUCACUGUUCAAAUAGCCCUUGAUACAUCUUACUGGACAGUUAUUAAUCAUAUUAUGGUUUGGGGUUCACUUAUAUGGUAUUUUAUUCUUGAUUAUUUUUACAAUUUCAUCUUUGGUGGUAUUUAUGUUGGAAGUCUUACAAUGGCAAUGUCGGAGGCAACAUUUUGGUUUACAACAGUUAUAUCAUGCAUUAUACUUGUGAUACCAGUACUAUCAUGGAGAUUCUUCUUCAUUGAUGUACGACCAACAUUAUCAGAUAGAGUUAGAUUAAAACAACGUCAUGCACGUAUGCGUUCACGUCAAAGUCAGGAUGUAUUACGUACACCAUCAACAAGACGUACACGUCGUUCAUUACGUUCUGGUUACGCAUUUGCUCAUCAAGAGGGCUUUGGUCGUUUAAUAACAUCUGGUAAAAUUAUGCGAAAAUUACCAAAUGGUUCAGAUUUCAAAUUUGCAAUGCCAUUUACGAGUAAUGGAUCAAAACAAGUUGCAACGACAUCACCAACUGAUAAUUCAGCAAAAAAUCCAAGGACUUUAGAUACAUUAAAUCUGUAAGUUUUUAUUUUUAUUUUUUUAAAAUUAUAUUUGUUGUUGCCUUUUUUUUUCUUCAAGAAUAAAUUAUUCUUCACUUCUGUGAGCUUCUCUUGUAUAUUAUGCAAUAGAAGCAUAUGUGAUUAUGAGAGAAAAAAAAAAACAAAACUUUAGCACAAUAUUCAAAAAAGUGUUGUCUUAUUUUUUUUUUCUUUUUGUGACGCACUAAUUUACGUAUUGUGAAUUUGUGAUAUUUUCAUUUCAUUUAUAUUUGUUAAUCAUUGUUUAUUUAAAAAAAAAAAUUGAUCAAAACAGCACAUGCUUACAGAUUAUAAUAUUAAUUUAAAAAAUAUUUGUGCUAAUAAAUAAAAUAACACAACAUCGAAAUAAUAAUCUAUCAAUUUCGAUUUUUAAAAAUGAUAAUUUAAAUUUAGCUGAAAAAAUUGGAACAUUGAUAAUUGCCUUUAUGAUAAAUUAAAAAAGAUAAUAUUCAGAAAACAAAUAACAAAAAUGAUAUCAAUUAUUGAUUAUGUAUUAUAGUUUACUGUAAAUAUUUUAAAGAGAUAUAUACUAUAUUAAAUGCUAAGUAUACAUUUUUUUAAAUGGAAAGUAAUAUAUAAAAAAAAAAAUAAUAUAUAUAAGUAUAGACGUUACAAGAAUGAAAGAUGAAAUUUUAAAAUUCAAUUGAGAGAAUAUAUAUAAAUAUAUAUCUAUUAACAAUUAUUUGCCUUAGACUGACUAUUGAAUAUAGAAAAAAGAAAAACGAAAAAAAAAAUAAACAUUUAAAAAAACAUAAUUAAAUACAAAUAAUAACCCUUAAAAAUCGCUUAAUUAUUUAAGAAUGAAAUGUGUUUCUACUUUUUAAGAUCAUAAAUAUAAAAAGAAUAUAAAGAAAAAUCAAUAAAUAAGUUUUAAUAAAUUUAGUUAAUUAAUACUGAAUAUUUGAAUUGUGUUUUUCAUAAUCAAAUACAUACUGUUAUUUUCCAAAGAAAAAAAAUUAAGAUAAACUAAUUUAAAAUUUAAAAAAAAUGGCUAAUAUUAGUUUUUCAAAUGUGCCUGAAUAUAAUGUAAUUUUUUUUUUUUACUGCAAAAUUAUAAUUUUUAAUUUUAUCCCAAUUUUUUUUCACUAAAAUAAUUUAAGUUUUUUGUAACUGUCAAAUUUUUGUACGUAAAAAUUUAUAAAUAGAAAAAAAAGUAUCACAAUUUUGAAAUUGUAUUUCAAAUUCAUUGAUAUUUAUUUGUGUUCACGAAAAAAAAAUGUGUUUAAUGUAUUGACGUCGUUAUGAAAAAAGUUCUUAAGCUUUUUUGCACCAUGCUAAAAAAAAAAAACAAGAAAAAAAAAAAAUAAC
Aphidius gifuensis is the source of this 5892-nucleotide messenger RNA. RefSeq names its product phospholipid-transporting ATPase ID (gene ATP8B). The record is from RefSeq and is a predicted model, not a curated record. Lineage: Eukaryota; Metazoa; Arthropoda; Insecta; Hymenoptera; Braconidae. The transcript has 14 exons. Gene Ontology annotation, biological process: phospholipid translocation; Golgi organization. Gene Ontology annotation, cellular component: plasma membrane. Bases 302 to 4567 code for a protein of 1421 amino acids. Gene Ontology annotation, molecular function: magnesium ion binding; ATPase-coupled intramembrane lipid carrier activity; ATP hydrolysis activity.